Messenger RNA from Physella acuta, 927 nucleotides. RefSeq lists its product as uncharacterized. The record is from RefSeq and is a predicted model, not a curated record. Lineage: Eukaryota; Metazoa; Mollusca; Gastropoda; Physidae. Gene Ontology annotation, molecular function: calcium ion binding.
AUGGCCAAAGAAGAUUCGUUCCUGCAGCGUGUGAAAUCUCUGCAAGAGUUACCGUACUUGAAGGCUCAGUUCUUUCAACCACCAAGUAACAAAACAGUGGGGUUUCUUGUGUAUGAUGACAUCGAGAUGGAGGUCAUGCGGUACAGACUAGAAAACAGAAACGGCUGUAACGAACCAGCAACUCCAAGUAAACAAACCAAAUUGUUUAAACUGAAGCAGAAGAAGAAAACUGCCAAAGGAAAAGCUGACCGUGAACACAGACGAAUCGUCAAGGCUGUGGAGAAUUUCAUGAAGGCCCUAAACAAGCACAAUUUAGACGACAAUGAAUUUAUUGAUAAACACGAACUACAGGAUGCACUUGAAGACAGAGACGUGUUUUCUGAAGAUGACGUCAGACUUUUGUUCGGAGAAACGUCGGGAGUGGAUGCGGCGUUUAAAAUUUUAGACAAAGAUGGGAACGGUCAGAUACAGUUUCGAGAGCUGGUCCUUUUUAUCGAAGAACAAGGAAUCAGGUUACAGACGAGGUUCCAGGGAUUCGGAAGAAGAGACGUCCAGAAUUUGGGCGAUUUUUUAUCCGCUCUGAUGGACACGAUGUUGACCAACCUCAAAUAUGUCUUUGUUAAGGAAUCUGAUGACUUCAGGACAGUGGGCAUCAACACAGGGCAUAUCGGAACUACGGAUUAUGCCCUGGAAGAGGCAGAUAAAGAGUUCCUGAUUCAGAGGGGCUACAACGCUACCAGAGCGUUCUUGAAGUAUUACGUGGCUAAAGGCAGGGAGUGCCAGAGGAAAACCACAGGCCAUCUUCUCAAUGGGGGCCCUAACACGGACGUUACAGAUGGGGGCCUAGGGCUAGACACUGGGGGCCCUCACACAGACGUUACAGAUGGGGGCCUAGUGCUAGAUACUGCUAGUGGGGGCCGUGCUUAA